UGUAACCCUUUAGUCAUUUGAUUCUCUUGUUGUCGUCACUUUGUUUUCUUAAUUGUUUAUUCUAAUUAACUUCAAUAAUCUAAAUUCUCACAGAUGGAGAAUCUAAUUAGUGAGCUAAUUGUUCAAAUUUCAGUGUAAACAUAAUUGGCGCUUUUUAAUGAUUUUCCUUUUCCAAUGAAACAUUGGAAAUGAACUCAGCUGAUUAUUAUCAUGUUUUUCGUAUAAAUUGUUUCCAUUUUUUUUAAUUCUUUGCUUCCAUUAUCUUUUGGUUUAAAUUGUUUAGAUUAAUUUAUUGAAUUUCUGAAAUAUAUCGGUAACGUUAAUUUUUGGUCUAUCAGCAAAAUCAUCGUCAUCUUUAAAAUGAUGAAAUCGUUUACUAUUGUUACGUUUUGGUUAUGAUUUUUGAGACUAUUUUCUGGGUUUAAUUAUGUCGUCUCUCAUUCGCUCGGGUUUACAUGUUCGUCAUUUUUGUAACAUGUUAAAUCAGAAUAAUAAAUCUUCUGAUUCUAAAUACGUUCGACCAGUUAAAGGUUUACGUAAGUUAAUCACCGAUUAUUUAACUAAAUUUGUCGGCUCUUAUGAAGAUAUUUUAUCAAAACGAUUUCCGAAAGCAUUUAAAGUCUACCAAGUGUUCACUGUUGGAACUCGCUCUCUUUACACUGAUAUUAUUGAAUAUCUGAGAAUUUCUCGUGAAUUAUCCUAUGGCCGUGAUGUCCACUCAUUGUCCUACCAGGAAUUAAUUGUUUACUAUCAAACACCAAAAGAUUUACUCAAAGUUGCCCCAACCUUAUUGGUCUCUGCCGCUCCAUUUGCCAAUUAUGUUGUUUUCCCGUUAGCCUUAUAUUUCCCGAAACAUUUACUUUCUCAGCAAUUUUGGGACAAUGAGAUUAAAUUUAAUUACCAAUUAGAGAAAACAACGAAACGUUUAAAACACAAUCGGCCCAUCUUUCGACAAUUACAGUUUAAACUAAACUCAAUUCCCAAACAAUUACCUGAUUCUACUGAUGGUUUGGAUCUUAGAGAACAAUGUAAAUUAAUUUUCGACAAAAUUGGAAGUGGAACUCAUCCAACUGUUGAAGAGAUACUUAAUGUUGCCCCUGUAUUCAACCAGGAACCCUAUGGAUUAUCUCAUUUACCCACAAUCCAUUUAAUUCAUCUUUGUAAAAUGCACGGAAUUGCAUCUUACCCAAGGAAAAUCCCAAGACUCGUUAAUUAUGGUAGAUAUAUUCACGAAUUAGAUCUUGCAAUUUUAAGGAUGGGAGGACCAACUCAAUUACCUUUCCAUGAUCUUAAACAUGCUUCAUACAUGAGAGGAUUAAACCCAUUUGGAUGUAAGCCCGAAGAGUUAAUUGGAUGGCUUGAUAAGUGGCUACUGAUUUCUAAAACUCUCAACGGAACUAGUCUUUCACUGUUACUUCAUUGUCCAAUAUUUCUAGGAUACAAUCAACCAAGUAAUUGGAAACUCAUCUACAAAUAAUCAAAUUUGUUUACUUUAAACUGACAACUAGUCAAAUGUUUUCGCCUUUUUCUGUAAAACUAAAUUAUCCUAAUCAAAGUGACGAUUGAUUAAAAUUAGUUACAAUCGAUUGUAAAUAA
Panonychus citri (citrus red mite) is the source of this 1596-nucleotide messenger RNA. RefSeq names its product LETM1 domain-containing protein 1-like. Bases 428 to 1477 code for a protein of 349 amino acids. Gene Ontology annotation, biological process: intracellular monoatomic cation homeostasis. Lineage: Eukaryota; Metazoa; Arthropoda; Arachnida; Trombidiformes; Tetranychidae. Gene Ontology annotation, cellular component: mitochondrial inner membrane. The transcript has 6 exons. The record is from RefSeq and is a predicted model, not a curated record. Gene Ontology annotation, molecular function: ribosome binding.